GGCUUACUUCCGUAGGGUUCUACGUCUCUUUCCUUUCCAGAGAGGAGGGGAAGAAAACAGAGGAGGCCCCUAGGUUCGGAGCACGCUGGGCCUUGCUCAGUCGGCUGCCCCUCUUGAGCUCGCCAAGCACGUACCCCGUCGGAGUAGAAGAAUACAUGUUCACUUUCAGCAUAGAAGAGCAUGUUCCCAAAUUCUUCCAACUUGGGUCGUCCACCCUUCCCACUAGAACGACAACAAUAUAACUUCUUCAUUAAUCUUCCAGUACCUCCUGUUGUCUUUCACCAGCAAUUCCAGAGUACAACGACACUUGUGAGUGGUAAUCUUCCAACCAUCCCUCCAGUUUCACCUCCACCCUUUGCCUAUAGAAAUGGCAGUCCAGUGCAUGCAUCAGCUGCAUCUACAUCAUUCCGAGGCAGAAAGAGGCUAAAAGAACAGAGUGUUCCUUAUGAAGUAAAGCGCCAGCGAUUUCAUUCACCACAUCAUGAAUCAGCUUCAGCUAACCAAUUAGUGCCUUUACCUGAAGAUCACAGGCGUUCGUUCCCUGGAUCAAUUUCUUCACCAUUAUUUCAAGCACAUUACAUUUCUGAUUUGACGGGAUGUGUGCCCCCCUUACGAGAAACUUCAUUUCUUGACCCUGCUGAACCUGCACUACCUGUGGCCAAAGAUAAGCUAAGUCAGCAAGUACUGGAGUUAUUUCAAGCGUGUCAACAACAAAUAAGUGAUUUGAACAAAAAAGAGCUUUGCCGAACACAACUCCAAAGGGAAAUUCAGCAGAUCUUUCCAAAUAGUAGACUAUUUUUGGUUGGGUCCUCAUUAAAUGGAUUUGGAACUCGUAGCAGUGAUGGUGACUUGUGCCUCGUGGUUAAAGAAGAGCCAAUGAAUCAGAAGACUGAAGCAAGACAUAUACUCGGCUUACUCCAAAGACACUUCUGUAGGAAACUUUCAAACUACAUUGAGAGACCUCAACUGAUUCGCGCAAAAGUGCCAAUAGUGAAGUUCAGGGACAAAGUCAGCUGUGUGGAGUUUGACUUGAAUGUAAACAAUGUUGCAGGAAUAAGAAAUACAUUCCUUUUGAGAACCUAUGCAUACAUUGAGAGUCGAGUGCGUCCAUUAGUGCUGGUUGUAAAGAAGUGGGCAAGCUUUCAUGGCAUAAACGAUGCCAGUCGAGGCACUUUAAACAGCUAUAGUCUUGUGCUGAUGGUUUUGCACUAUUUACAAACCCUACCUGAACCUAUCCUUCCAUCCCUCCAAAAAAAUUACCCAGUAUCUUUUGAUCCUACUAUGCAGUUGCACCUUGUGCAUCAAGCUCCAUGCACCAUUCCUCCUUACCUUUCAAAAAAUGAAUCAACACUUGGAGACCUGUUGGUGGGCUUCCUGAAAUAUUAUGCUACAGAAUUUGAUUGGAGCCGUCAGAUGAUUUCAGUUCGUGAAGCCAAAGCCAUUCCAAGACCUGAUGGUAUUGAAUGGAGAAACAAGUUCAUUUGUGUAGAAGAACCUUUUGAUCGAACAAACACUGCCAGAGCAGUACAUGAAAAACAGAAGUUUGAUAUUAUCGUAGAUGAAUUUCGCAAGUCAUGGCAAAGACUGAGAGACAGGAGGGAUUUGAACUGUAUACUACCUUUAAGAGACACUAUACGGAAAAGAUGAUUGGCUUCUCUCUCCUUAAAUGGACCCUUCUGGAAUAUAGUAUAAAAGGACAUUAUCAAACCCCAGGAUGCAGUUUUUUCCUUUUACCCAUGGCACUUUUUUAAGAGGAGGAUUUUCUUUUGGAUUUUUGUUAAGAAAACUUUUGUAAGAAUUUAAAAAAGGCUACCUUUAUGAAAUUUAUUAAAACUAUACGAAGAUUGGCUUUCUGAAACAGAUUGAAUCAGUGACCAAUAAAAAGACUGCUGUAGUACAAAAUGUCGCAAA
Molecule: messenger RNA, 1911 nt
Organism: Varanus komodoensis (Komodo dragon)
Lineage: Eukaryota; Metazoa; Chordata; Lepidosauria; Squamata; Varanidae
Gene: TENT2
Product: terminal nucleotidyltransferase 2
Exons: 15
Coding region: 181-1647 (488 amino acids)
Cellular component (GO): cytosol
Molecular function (GO): poly(A) RNA polymerase activity
Source: RefSeq, a predicted model, not a curated record